AUGACAGAAGCUAUCGUCAAAAAUAUUGACAAUGCGUGUGAAACUGCUGAAGAAUUUACAAAAGUAUUCUAUAAACAAGUUGAUAAUAACCGGCAUUUAACUUCCAAACUAUAUCUGGACACCGGCCUGCUAGUUUGGAAUGGAAAUGGAAUAACUGGUAACGACAAGAUACAAAAGUUCUUGAUGGACUUACCCGCCAGUAAUCAUGUGCUGAAGACAUUAGAUGCACAACCAAUUUCUGAGAAUUUGGUUUCAAAUAAGCUCACAUACCUUAUUCAAGCUUGUGGAGAUGUAACCUAUCAAAAUGACGACAGCAAGAAACCGUUUCAACAAACAUUUGUGAUUGUAGCUGUUGAUGGAAAGUGGAAAAUUGCAUCAGAUUGUUUCAGAUUACAAGUGCCGUAUAAUAGUUAA
Molecule: messenger RNA, 414 nt
Organism: Spodoptera littoralis (African cotton leafworm)
Lineage: Eukaryota; Metazoa; Arthropoda; Insecta; Lepidoptera; Noctuidae
Source: the annotation of a GenBank genome assembly